Molecule: messenger RNA, 2471 nt
Organism: Elgaria multicarinata webbii
Lineage: Eukaryota; Metazoa; Chordata; Lepidosauria; Squamata; Anguidae
Gene: FBXO22
Product: F-box protein 22
Exons: 7
Coding region: 118-1320 (400 amino acids)
Biological process (GO): regulation of skeletal muscle fiber development; protein polyubiquitination; positive regulation of proteasomal ubiquitin-dependent protein catabolic process
Molecular function (GO): protein binding
Source: RefSeq, a predicted model, not a curated record
UCUCUAUGGUGCUGCAACGAGUCGCAGUGUUGAUGACGUAUCCUGAGCGCGCCUUGCCUUCCGGGCGGCGGCGCUUCCCCCUCCCCAUCCUCGCCUUCCGUGGUUGCCGGGCGACAGAUGAGGCCAAGCGUUGCUAUGGAGCCUGAUCCUAAGGGGAGCUACGUGCUGAGUAACCUCGCUGAGGUGGUGGAGCGGAUCCUGGCCUUCCUGCCGACGAAGGCGCUCCUGAGGGCGGCUUGCGUGUGCCGGUUAUGGCGAGAAUGUUCCCGCCGCAUCCUGAGAACCCAGCAGAGCGUUGCCUGGGUCUCCACAGUGGAACCGGGGCCAUCAAAUAGCCACGCCCUGGUCCAGGUGUUGGCAGAAGAGCUUGAGAAGGUUCAAGUGCUCCCUCAGACGGUGCUGUAUAUAGCAGAUGCAGAGACUUUCAGUGGACAUGAAGAGAGCCAUGGCCAUGGGCAAAAGAAAGCACGAAGAAGAAAUAGUAAAGAAAUAGCCGCUGCACUAGAAAAGCUAUUGCCGAAACGAUGCCAGGUCCUUGGUCUAGUGACACCUGGAGUUGUAGUCACCCCAAUAGGCCCCCGCAGCAGUCGACCCCUGGAAGUCGAAGACGGUGAAGCUGGCUUUGCGUUGUUGUUUCCCAAGAUGGAUGGGGUAAAGAUUCGGACCUUCCACUUUUUUAAAGACUUGAAGACCAGGGCCCUCGAUGAAAGCCAGUUUGCUGAAGCAGGCCUGAAGAAUAACCCCGACCUUAGAGUGGUUCUUCUGUUUGGGUACAACACCUGGAAGUCUGGAGGAACGCGGUUUCUACACCAAAUUGUCAAUCGCUUGAAUGAAAAGAGCAUUGUCCUGGCUGGGGGACACGUGGAGAGUUUUACAUCUCUAACAUCUGAGAAUAACACUCAGGCUGCUGAGUCCUGUGGUGUUGUGGGCUUGGCUUUUAGUGGACCCCAGAUCCAGAGUGCCACCAUUCUGUUAGAUCAAGAUGUAAUUGAUGAGAGGACAGCAGAAGCUGCAAUGCAGCGCCUCAAGGCCGCAAACAUUCCUGAACACAAUAGCCUCGGCUUUAUGUUUGCUUGCGUUGGCAGGGGUUACCAACAUUACAAAACCAAACCAAAUCUUGAAGCUGAUGCUUUUAGGAAGUUCUUCCCUAAUGUUCCGCUGUUUGGCUUCUUUGGUCACGGGGAGAUAGGAUGUGAUCGUAUUGUGACUGGGAAUUUUAUCCUCCGAGAAUAUAACGACACAAAGGAUGAUCUGCUCCAUGGCUACACCACUGUAAUGACUCUCAUACAUCUGGGCUCAGCCAAAGGAAAUCAAAUGUAAACCUCUCUUUGUAAACGCGCCCCGAAUCACCAGGUUGCUUUCAUUCCAGAAAUGUAAAAACAAUCUGGGACACUGUUCACGUGUCUAACAGAAGUAGCUUCUGAUACAAAGGUGAUAAUUGUCCCAUUGGCUUUAGAAUUUCUAUCUGCAUAACAUUAAAAUAGGUGAGGAGGAUGGUACUUUUGUACCUUGUGAAAGUUUUUUUAAAAAACGGCAAAUGUGUCAGAUGCACAGUGGAUCUUGAUUUAAUUCCUAAAGAUGCAAAUGAUAAUGGUUGACAUUAAAUCCAAAUUUGAUCUCAUUCUUAUACUUGAAACUGCAAUAGUAGUAUUUCUGCAUGCUGUUUAUGGACUAUUUUGACACACUCGUCAACACGGGCACUGAAUAAGCUGUUAUAGAGCUCUGAAGCUGUUACUAUGUCUUAUCUCUUGGCAAGAUUUUCUUUUAAGAUGUAAAGCUUCGUGUCUGAAUUCAGUCUUUAAAACACUGGCUUGUUGAGGUAAGGCAGUGAAGCAUAUGUGCAGGGCUGACCAAAUUUAUAGCACGAAAUACCUUUCUGGGAUGCCUGUACCAUAUUGUAAGCUUCUGUGUCUAAGGAAGAAUAAGACCGUCUGGAGCCUUAGGGCUUCUUAGUAAAACACUGUGGGCUGGAAUCUGUCCUUUGCUAAAUUGGGGUGCUGGAUAUAUAGAAAUGAGAGUGGAUGUCUGAUGGCUUUUUAACUCUGUUGCAAUAAUGCUAUGAAUAUUGCUUGUGGUGUGUGUGUUUUUCUGUUCCUAAACAUGAUCACGCUGUGGCCGUGCUACAUCUGGCAGCGGCCAAGGAAAGCCCAGCCAAGGCAUUGGGGUUGGCAUCCGUUAUGGCCAUCGCUCAUCAUGCUCCGUGCAUCAUCCUGCACUUCCAUAUGAAGGAGAAUGUGGUACACCCCAGUCCUAAACACACUUUACUUGGGGGAAAAACAGGUCUUGCUGACUUGGGAGUGAACAUAAUUUCUCAUCCUUCAACAGCUCCUGCUUAAGGUCACCUGCAGACAAUAGUGUGCCUGGAGACAGCAAAGAGAAUAGUGAGCAUAACAGCUAGAGGGCAGAGAGAAUGCUGAGUGAAUGCAACUUAAUUGAUAAGACUUUCUCCCAAGGCAGGCAUCAGCAACAUU